AUGACCACACAGUAGUCAUCAGACUUGUGGAGAGUAGUGUCACGUUUGGUGGGAUAAACGGCGUGCGAUUAAGUGCUUCAACUGAACAUGGGCGGAACAUCGUCGUCGCGCAAUAAAUCACAAUCCGUGAGCUAUCCGGAGCACGAUGAUCCGGCGUACCGCAAGUGCCAGGAGCUGAAGAUGGAGCGCUGGAUUCAGAUGCACUACCAGAUCAAGCAGCGGGAACAGGCCCUAGCCAUUGCCCAGCAUCGGGAGCUCUUCUACUGGCUGAGCGGCUUCUACAUCAGCGCCGUCUGCGGCUGUGCCAACUAUUACCAGAGGGUCAAGCGCGCCUCGGUGCUGGCACCGCUGCUGCCGCUCACCUUCGUCAUGGGCUACUAUGCGGACUGGGCGUACGGUAGUAAGCUGCACCGUAUUCAGGCCGAGGCGAAUAUAAUCAUGGAGCACGAGCAGGAGCUGCUGCACUGGCCGGGCGGACUACCGACGGUCGCCAGCAUCGAUGAGGCCCGGGUCGAGGUGCACAUGGAAAAGAAAAUGCAUCCGCAUCACAUGUAGACAGACCAGUGUCCAUACACGUACCCAAUUUCCUCAUCCAAGUGGCUCAAGUGGUUCAUCUAUUUUUCCGACUCUUUUGCUCAAAGUUAUUAUUACUCAAUCGUACGUCACUUUUGCAUCGGUAGUGCACUGUACAUAUAUAUGUACAUAUGUGUAUGUAUGUAGGCACUACAUGUGUACAUCAACUGUUGAAAUACUCUUUUAAGCUCUUAAACUCUUUUCCUUCCCUAUACU
Molecule: messenger RNA, 789 nt
Organism: Drosophila arizonae
Lineage: Eukaryota; Metazoa; Arthropoda; Insecta; Diptera; Drosophilidae
Product: plasminogen receptor (KT)
Biological process (GO): positive regulation of plasminogen activation
Cellular component (GO): plasma membrane
Source: RefSeq, a predicted model, not a curated record